This is a messenger RNA of Penicillium argentinense, 522 nucleotides long. Its product is annotated as histone H3 family protein. Lineage: Eukaryota; Fungi; Ascomycota; Eurotiomycetes; Eurotiales; Aspergillaceae. Gene Ontology annotation, cellular component: nucleosome. The transcript is spliced from 2 exons. Gene Ontology annotation, molecular function: structural constituent of chromatin; DNA binding; protein heterodimerization activity. The coding region runs from base 1 to 522 and encodes 173 amino acids. The record is from RefSeq and is a predicted model, not a curated record.
AUGCCAACAAAAACAGCUACCAGAGUGGCACCCCAUGCUUCUGGUACGCCAACGAAACGUCGCCCUCCAGCCAAAACAAUAGCCGCUUCUGGCUCUCCAUCAAAAGCGCGCAGGUCGCAGGCAGAGGCGAAGGAGAAAAGGAAAUCUGAUGGAAGGAGGGUUUCAAAUAUUCAGCCCGGAGAUCCAACCCCUCAGGGCCGUCGCCGCCGCUACAAGCCCGGAACUGUCGCUCUCAAAGAAAUUCGAAAAUACCAGCGCUCCUAUGACCUGCUGAUCGCCAAGCUCCCAUUCGCGCGGCUAGUGCGUGAAGUUGCGCUGGAUAUGCUACCCGCAGAAACAGGCUCCCAGCUACGCUGGCAAUCCCACGCUAUCCAAGCGCUUCAAGAAGCUGCUGAAGCAUUUCUGGUCCAUCUAUUCGAGGAUACCAAUCUGUGUGCGAUACACGCCAAACGUGUCACUAUAAUGCAGAAAGAUAUCCAACUGGCGCGUCGUAUUCGGGGGGCCUGGGCCGGACUUGGGUGA